Molecule: messenger RNA, 1173 nt
Organism: Frankliniella occidentalis (western flower thrips)
Lineage: Eukaryota; Metazoa; Arthropoda; Insecta; Thysanoptera; Thripidae
Source: RefSeq, a predicted model, not a curated record
CCCCGCUGGCUUCCAGCCUAGGGCCAAGGUGCAUCAUCAGCACUUUGGGUCAGGCACGCACGGCGCAGCCGUGCAGCCAGACGGGAGUUCCGCACCACCCGUCCUGCGCGACGGUUCACCCGGAUACUCGUUCGCGAUUGCGUACCCUUCCGCCCUGCGUGGCGGACCACCAGCAAGUCGCGUCCUACCGAGAACCACCGAUCAAAUAUAGUGCAGCCACCGGCAUCCAACCACCUGAGUUGCUUAUCUCUCCCCAAACCCGGACUUCCAACCUCCUACGGUAACAUGGUGCUUCGGCCGCGAACGACAACGGCUUGCCCGGCAGGAGCCGAGCGAAGCAACCAAGAAAUUAAGAAGACAAAUCAAGUUUUUAAAAUUCUUAGUGAAGCAUUAUUAACGAGCAGGAAACACGCUCGGGUGCUACGGAAGAUUUUGGCCGCAUACCUGAAGGAGAACUGGGAGCGACUUUACCCCCACUGGAAAGACACCAGUGGCUACCAGCUCGCCAGUGACUGCUGUUCAAGAUUGGCAACCGGGGUAUGUAAUUGGCCUGUGGCUGUAAAUGUAGCAGCUCACCUCUUUCAGACAAGUAUUUUUGUGAGCAGUUCAAAUGCUAUUGAGCAAUGUUUUGGUCCUGGAUCCUCAGGACGUGCCAUUCGAAUUUUCACAUCAUUUAAUGAAGAAAAUGGUGAACCAAAUUUUAAAUUUGCAAGUAAAUGUGAUCAAGAUCCCUUGAGUGAUUGUCCAACGACGAGUGAAGUCGUUCCAAGCAGUGUGCCUACUUCUCCACCUGUGCCCAAAGACCCUACCAAGAUGGCGCCGAGCACCCACAUGGCAAGCGGCGUGCUCGGCACGGGGUCCACACCCGCGGAACCCACGGACACGACCCGCUGCGAGACUACAGAAAUGGCUGCCCCCUGCGACGAACUGCAAUCCGCGGCUUCGAAGGCGCAGCCUUCCAGCGAACACGCGCCCCUGCCCCGCGGCGGUCAGCGCGGCCCGCGCCUCGGCCCAGGCCCAGCAGCUGAUGCAGCGUCAGCGGAUCCCGAUGACAGCAGCGGCGGCCGCUGCACGCCGCAGCCCGCGUCCGCGGAUGUCAACAAACCCGGGCAAGACUGGUUGGCUGAACUUGUCGCGCGGAAACGAAAAUUGGCCCGUUGCAAGUGUGGAGAA